Molecule: messenger RNA, 531 nt
Organism: Lolium perenne
Lineage: Eukaryota; Viridiplantae; Streptophyta; Magnoliopsida; Poales; Poaceae
Source: RefSeq, a predicted model, not a curated record
AUGUCCGAUCGUCAUCCCUGUACCACGCCGAUCGAUACUCAGGCCAAGCUCUCUGACAUUGGAGGUGAACUCGUCACUGAUGCUACGGAUUACCGGAGUCUUGCAGGUGCUCUUCAGUACCUUACUCUGACGCGUCCGGACCUUUCAUACGCGGUACAGCAGAUAUGUCUUCAUAUGCAUGCUCCCAGACAGCCACAUCUUGCUCUUGUGAAGCGUGUUCUCCGCUACGUUCGUGGAACCUUGGAUCUCGGCCUUCAUCUGUCCGCGUCCUCUUCUACAGCUCUUACCGCCUACUCCGAUGCUGACUGGGCUGGGUGUCCUGACACACGCCGCUCCACAUCGGGAUACUGCGUAUACUAUGGUGAUAGCCUGAUCUCUUGGUCAUCCAAGAGGCGGACCACCGUUUCUCGCUCUAGUGCGAAGCUGAGUACCGAGCCGUGGCACAUGUGGUUGCUUGUGUCUUGUUGGCUCCGCCAGCCUCUUGCAGGAGCUUCAUCGACCUCUCAGUUCUGCGACCGUUGUCUUCUGUGA